AGUCAUCAUAACCCAACAUUUUAUAGUUUCAAAAAUUCUUCUCCUCUUUCCUUCAACGUUGUGGCUUGUUGGGCCUCCCCAGUGUGUUCAGUUUUUCGUCAUUUAAUUGUUUGUUAGAAUAAUGAGUGCUCCUAAAGAAUUGAUCCGUUCAGUAGUGUUCAAUUACCUAUCGACUGAAGACAAAAAUUUGGCCGAGGCUUAUAAGAAAAAGUACAAUGUGCAAAAAUUAGCAAAUGGAUCACCAUCCCUCACAGACAUAAUAGCCACUUACCAAAAGAAAAAUAAAAAUCAACUUCAAUUAGUUGCCAAUGGUAAACCAGAAGAUAGCAGCGAUGAUUCGUCAUCGGAAGAAGAAAUACCUAAACCUACCCCAGCAAAAACCGUAGUUGUUAAGAAAGAACCCGAAAGCAGUUCAGAAGAUAGUAGUUCUGAAGAAGAAACUAAACCUACUCCAGCAGUAGUCAAAAAACCAGUUGUAGUUGUACCCAAAAGAAAAGCGGAAAGCUCCAGUGAAGAUAGCUCAGAAGAAGAAAAACCCGCUGCCAAAAAAACUCCAGUUAGCAAACCUGUAGCUAACGGAAUUGUUAAGAAAGCAACUAAACAAGAAUCUAGCUCAGAGGACUCGUCUGAUGAAGAGGAAGCUCCCAAAAAGCCACCAACGCCCGCAAUUAAAACUCCUGUUGUGACACCAGCCCAAAAGAGAAAACAUGAUAGUUCAGAUGAUUCAUCAGAUCAGGAUGAUCCUCCUGCUAAAAAACAGAAUAUUGCUAAACCAGUAGUCAAAAAAGCAGAGAGCAGUUCAGAUGAUAGUAGUAGUGACGAAGAAGAAGUGAAAAAACCAGUUGCCCCAGUAAAAAAACCUGCUACUCCACAAGCUCAAAAACCACCAGCUAAAAAAGAGAGCAGCUCAGAUGAUAGUAGUUCAGAAGAAGAGGCACCCAAAAAACCAGCAGUAGUUCACAAACCUGUUGCAAAACCCCCAGUUAAAAAAGAAAGCAGUUCAGAUGACAGUAGUAGCGAGGAGGAACAAGUGAAAAAACCUGCAGUUCAAACUAAAAAACCUGUCCAACAAGCUAAAAAAGAGAGUAGCUCAGACGAUAGUUCUGAAGACGAGGCACCACCUCCAAAAAAAUCAGCGCCUGUUGCAGCAAUCAAAGCCAAACCAGCCGCUGUUGCAGUAUCAAAAGCCAAACCAGCAGAAAGCAGUUCAGACGACAGUAGUUCAGAAGAAGAAGCUGCUCCGGUCAAAAAAGCUGCACCUGUGACUACUCCAAAGCCUGCACCGAAAAAAGCUGCAAGUAGCUCAGACUCUGAUAGUUCUGAAGAGGAGGAGGAAAAACCUAAACCUGUUGCAAAAGUUGCUGCACCUGCUAAAAAAGCUAAAGCAGAAAGCAGCUCAGAGGAAGACAGUUCGGACGAAGAAGAAACUCCUAAACCAAAAGCAACAGUUAAAGCAGUGAAAAAAGAAGAAAGUUCGUCGGAAGAGGACAGUGAUGAUGAGACUGAGAAGAAACCAAUGGCAGUAUCAACUCCUGCUAGUAAAAAGAAUAAUGAUUCAAUGCAGAAUGGCGAUGAGGAAAACGAAGGUUUCAAAAUAAAGAAACCAAACUACAGCAAUUUUGUUAAAUCAGGUCAAUCAGAUGGUCAAGAUAGUGAUGGUAAUAAUUCGUUUGGUAGGGGUGGCAGAGGGGGUCGCGGAGGGCGAGGCGAUUUCCGUGGAGGUCGUGGUGAUUUCCGCGGAGGUCGCGGAGGCCGCGGGGGUGGCGAUUUCCGGGGAGGUCGUGGAGGUGGCGAUUUCCGCGGAGGUCGCGGGGGUAGAGGCGGUUUCGGAAACAGAAAUUCGUUUGGCGACGAUCGUGGGGGUCGCGGAGGUCGUGGAGGUUUCAGGGGCGGUUUUAGAGGGGGCAGAAAUGACGAGGGCGGCGAAAGGAGGUCGUUCGGUGAUAACAGGGGCGGACGAGGGGGUUUUAACAGGGGCAGAGGGAGUUUCAGUCAGAGAGACAGUUUUGGAGCGCAGCCGGAAAAUAAGAAGAUAACCUUUGACUAGAUUUAUAAUGAUUACCCGUGCCUGUUUAAUUCCCGAGGUUCGUGGGGUGAACGAGCCAACUUAGACCUAAAACACACCCGUGGAAAAUCCUUCAGGCAUGAAAAAACUAAGAAAAAACGUGGAUCCUAUAGGGGCGGUACCAUAGAUUUUUCAGUAAAUUCUAUAAAGUUUGAGUAAAAAUUAUAAUAUGACGCAAAAUGUCUUAGAGCUCUAGGUUCUGCAUAUAAAUUGAAACUUUGGUUAGCUAGCCAAUGAAGGUUGAUUUGGCAACUUUAUUUAUUUGACUCCUGAAAUAAUUGACUUUUUAAUCAAAACUGAAUCUUAACCAACGGCUAGCUAAUUUAUAGUUCUAAUUUGUUUAUAGAACAGGGUAUAGUUUAAGUGUUUAUUUUUACUUACAUAAGU
Molecule: messenger RNA, 2452 nt
Organism: Ceutorhynchus assimilis (cabbage seed weevil)
Lineage: Eukaryota; Metazoa; Arthropoda; Insecta; Coleoptera; Curculionidae
Source: the annotation of a GenBank genome assembly